Messenger RNA from Dromaius novaehollandiae (emu), 5016 nucleotides. RefSeq names its product olfactory receptor 14C36-like. Gene Ontology annotation, molecular function: odorant binding; olfactory receptor activity. Gene Ontology annotation, biological process: G protein-coupled receptor signaling pathway. NCBI's taxonomy places the organism in Eukaryota, Metazoa, Chordata, Aves, Casuariiformes, Dromaiidae. The coding region runs from base 4205 to 4795 and encodes 196 amino acids. The transcript is spliced from 4 exons. Gene Ontology annotation, cellular component: membrane. The record is from RefSeq and is a predicted model, not a curated record.
GGGUGGGAGACCGGUGGCUCCUCCCGCCGAGCUGACAGCCACGUGGGGCACCCCUGUGCGCUCCCUACGCAUCUGGGAUGGCACCCCCACCCCGAGGGCCCCGCAGAGUCCCACCCUUCCUGCAACCAGCCCCCCCCAAAGCCAUUAAACCACCCAUAAAUCCUGCUGCAACACCCGCACAGGCCCCACAAUGCCUCUGAGCCCUGCCGCAACGUUGUCACUGACUCCAGACCUUCCCCUGCACUCUGUCCAAAGCCCCAAACAUUCCUAAAGCCACUCCCAGGCCUGGUCCCCGCAGCAGUGAGGCAUUCUAACAAAGAUGGGAUGUGAUCUGCGUCUCCGCCUCGACUCAGUCCCGCUUUAGGGAACCGGGAGUUUACAGCGCUUCCUGGUGAAGGGUGUUGACGGGUGGAUGCACAGAUGACAAAGAGGUUUUUCUCUCUUUUCUUCUGAGCCGCCUCUGAGAAGCCUCUGUACGUACACGAUGUGGCUGAUCUGGGAUAAUCGUGCUGUGCACAAUGUUUAAGGAGAACAUUGCCAUGAAAUGGUGGGCUAAGGAAUAGCCUAAAAAACCUAAAAGGCUCGGGAAAAGCCAAAGAGAACAGCAAUGGGCUCUGGGAAGCCCCAGUGACGCUACAGAAAACAGCGUGGCUUUUAGGCACCUCCUCAGAGCAGCAGCAAUGUCUUGCUCCAGCCUGUGGGACAAUGGGGACUCUUAAUUACCACCUUGAAUUACCACAAGUGUUGCAAAAGCAGAAGGGACUAGGGAGCACGCAGAGCAGGUUGUGGACUAUAUGUCAAGUUUAAACAAGCAACAAGCCCCUCUGCAAAUAGGAACAGGUUUAGCCCUAAGUACUCGAUGAAGGUAGCUGUGAGUAACGUGAAGCGAAGCGGUUACGUCAAUCACCCCGAAAGCCUCGGAGAAGUGGUCCAAACACCUGAUACCCUCGCGGCCUCGGCAGUCUUUUUGGUUUGUUUGGCAGGGUAGUCCACCGAAGGGGGACAUCUCGAAGAGAAGCAGCGAGACCUGGGGAUCCGGUUGUUCGUUUUGGUCGUCGCCUGUGAGGCCAGCAUCCGAGCGUAAGAGGAAUCUAGGCGCUGUCUCGAAAAGAGAUGGCACCAAGGACAGCAAAUGCUGACAAAGAGAAGAGACGGACAAGCAUUUUCUUGUGAUUAAUACCGAAGGGACGGGAUGAGACAAGGAAGCCAAAAUGCAGUGGACCCUCGAUAUCACCAGGAACUGCUACAGGAGGUGGCGUUCUGGCACGGGUAACUAAGGGCGAUGGAUUUUACUCUGCCUCCAUCAACAGGCGCUGGCUGGCAAAGUCGUCGUGUCCCAGCGGAGACUCUUAGGCAGGACGGGAGGAGUUCGGAUCCGCAGCCUGCCAGAAGAGCGUCGCCCGGGAGGGGUCGCUAGCCUUGAGCUACAGGCACUGGUGCUGAAGCCCAGUCGGGCAGUCGAAGGAGCCUCGUCGCAGCUGGGAGCUCUGCGGAGAUGUGCGGCCGGCUGUGGAGGAUGAGCUCUGACUUGCGGCGUGGACACGGCUAAGUCCUGGGCUGCAUCGUACGCGAGUGGGGCUGGGAGGUGCGAGGCGUUCGUCCCCUAGCCGUGGUCACUGGCGCCGCUGGCUGUGGCUGUUUGCCCAUGGAGCUGAGAGGACCAAACAUACUAAUUGCCUGACCCAGAGAUGAAUUAGUGCUUGCAGGCUUUCAGGUAGGUUCAGUGCAAGUGCAGCUUAGUGCAGUCCCGUGGAGUGAUGCUUGCACAUGCUCACAUUUGAAUGGUGGCUAAAACCAAGCCUCUAAACAGCAACUGUAAUGCAAUUCUGGUGCUUGUCUUCCUGUUCUGCUGUACUUCUAAAGGAAGGGAAAACUUCCUAAGCUGCGGGCAAAACUCCUUGGCUUCUCUUGACUGUUUCCAUGCUCUGGAAACAGCUUUGGGUGCUUUGGUGCUUGUUGCUUAAAGCUGAGGGUUUGGAAUUUUUCACUUAAGGUUGAUUGUUUAGCUUGCUGCUGAGGGUCUCUCACCCAGGAGUUACGGGUUAUUCCUUUCUUUUGUGGGGCUCACUCUUUAUCAGUCAGGGUUUACAGUUUGCUCAUGUAGCAAUCGGGGCGCAGAAUUUAAAAUCCAACCCCAUCCCUUGUCCCGAUCCAAUAUCGGGGGGGUUUCGUUACGAUCCCAAGGACGAGAUUAAGACGCUAAAACCGGUCAAAUAUCGUACAACCGUUUAACAUUAUUUUCCACAAAGUGGGGAGAAAAGGUGGGGAAAGGCGAAGGAGAGGCGAAGGGAAGAGGGGGACAAGGGUAAGGGGAAAAGAUAGAGAAAGCUGGAAAAGGAGAGAAAGAGCUGGCUACCACCAGUCCGAGUCCAGUGAUGUUCUGCUGACUCCGUUCGAAUUACAGCUCAGGCUGGGUGCCUCCAAAGAGGGACCCCGAACAAAGAAAUCCCUGGGCAAUGAUACUUUCCAAUCUAAGCUCUCCACCCUUCACACAGUAGUUUGGACCAAUAGUAAUAUUUAGGUCUGGGGUCUCCUGCUCCCUAUUGGGUCCCUCGAUAGGUUGUUUACUGUUGCGGUUUCUGCUGGUGGAUAUGUCUUCAUUCUUCGGGUCCUGCCCUUGUCUCUCAAGGCCCUGACAAAUCAGUACUGCCCCAGCAGUGAUAGUAGGUGUUAUUUCCCAAGGUCCAGACAAAGGGAAUAUGAUCUGGACCCCGAGAUAGUCCAGACCCCCCCUAAUCAGCACUGUUUCAGCAGCGAGAGGAGCCCCAUCAUCCAACUAUGUUGGCAGUUCUUUGACCAUUUGCUUGUCCAGCCACUCAGACCAUAGAGGCCUCGUUUGUGUGCAAGUAUACUGUGGGAGAAAGUGUCAAAAGCCUUCUGAAAGUUGAGGUAACUGACAUUCACUGCUCUCUGUUUGUCCAUAAAUAGAGUUCUUUUAACAUAGAAAGCCAUCACGUUGGUGAGGCAUGAUUUCCUCUCAGGAAAUCUGUGCUGACUCUUCCCAGGCACCUCAUUCUCCUUCCUUUACCUGGAAAUGUGAUCAGAGGGGGCUCGCUGCAUGACGCUCUCCUCAUCAAAGUGAGUCUGAACGGCCUGUAGUUGCCCAGGUUGUGCUUGUGGCCUUUGUGGAAGAGGAAUGUAACAUUUGCCCUUCUCCAGUCAUUGGGUCCUCCCUGAGUCUCCACACCUUUCCAAGAUGACAGAGAGUGGCCUUGCGAGAUAGAGGCCAGCUCUCUCAGCAUCCUCAGCUGCAGCCCAUCCAAUCCUGUACACGUACCAAUAAUUCCUGCCUCAGUCCUCAGGCCCUGCUGGUUGUUUUUCUCCUCAGGACUCCUGACUCUAGGCACAAUGGCCUGGGAGACCUUGCUGGUGGGGGCUGAAGCCAAGGGAUUGAGUUCCCCAGACCCAUCUACCUCUGCUGUUACCAGAUUGCCUGCCCCAGUCAGGAAUGGGACCACGUUAUCCUUGUUCAGGCUUUCACUGUUACUGAAGCAAUAGCAGAUCAUCUUUUUGCCCUUGACAUUCCUUGUAGCCUCAGUCCUAAAGGCGCUUAGGUUUUGCUAACAGCUUCCCUACUUCCCUGGACAGCAUUUCUCACUUCCUGCUUUGCAGCCUCUCCCUGCUUUCUGUUCCCCAUCCCUGUGCUGCCUUUUUGUCCUGUUGUUCAGUUGUGAGUUCCCUGUUCAGCCACUCUGUCUCCUGAGAUCUCUGCUUGCUCUCCUGGACAUCAGUAUGGGCCAUUCUUGAGCUUAGAGGAUGCUGUCCUUAAAGACCUGCCACCUUUCUUGACUUCUUCUGUCCUUCAGACUUACCUACCACAGGAUCCCUCUACCAGUAGGUCCAAGUCUGCUCCUCUGACAUCCAGAGUGUGGGCUCUGCUACUCUUCCUCCUCAUAUCACUCAGGAUCUGGAACUCCACUGUCUCAUGGCCACUGCAGGCAAGGCUGACACAUCUACCUGGCUGCCCUCCUGGGCAACAUCCUCAUCAUCACAGCCGUAGCCUGCGACCACUGCCUCCACACCCCCAUGUACUUCUUCCUCCUCAACCUCUCCCUCCUUGACCUUGGCACCAUCUCCACCACUGUCCCCAAAUCCAUGGCCAAUUCUCUGUGGGACACCAGGGCCAUUUCCUACUCAGGAUGUGCUGCCCAACUCUUUUUUUUUUGCCUUUUUUGUUUUGGCUGAGUAUUGUCUUCUCACAGUCAUGGCCUAUGAUCACUAUGUUGCCAUAUGCAAACCCCUGCACUAUGGGACCAUCAUGGGCAGCAGAGUGUGUGUCAAAAUGGCAGCAGCUGCCUGGGCCAGUGGGUUUCUCAGUGCGGUGCUGCACACUGGGACCACAUUUGGAGUAACAUUCUGCCAUGGCAAUGCCCUGGGCCAGUUCUUCUGUGAAGUUCCCCGGAUCCUCAAGCUCUCCUGCUCAGACUCCUACCUCAGGGAACUUGGGGUGCUUGUGAUUACUGUUUGUUUAGGCUUUGGGUGUUUCAUCUUCAUUGUGGUGUCCUAUGUGCAGAUCUUCACUGCUGUGCUGAGGAUCCCCUCUGAGCAGGGCCAGCACAAAGCCCUCUCCAUGUGCCUCCCUCACCUGGCCGUGGUCUCCCUGUUUGUCAGCACUGUCAUAUUUGCCUACCUGAAGCCCCCCUCCCUCUCUUCCCCGUCUCUGGAUCUGGUGGUGGCUGUUUUGUACUCGGUGGUGCCUCCAGCAGUGAACCCCCUCAUCUACAGCAUGAGGAACAGGGAGCUCAGGGAUGCCCUGAAGAAACUGAUUCUCCUGGUUUUCGUGCAGCAGCAAUGAGCUGCCCAUCCCUCUUCACAGGCGGUUUCUAAGUACCUCAGACAAGUCUUGUGCUUUGGGCAUUCUUGCUGUGAUCAUCAUGUUUGUGCAGAAGUGUUGGAAUUCAUCCCACUUCCUUACAGCCAUGAACCCAGUCUGCCUGACCCAGAGGUCUUCUGUAAAUGUGUCUCUCAUUGUGUCACAGCUGUCCUCUCUGUAAUAAAUGGGAUUUCCCCAGUGCA